AUGUCGACUCCGAGCGACAAGACAUCUAAACCAUCAUCCAAAAGCCACGACCCCCCUCCUCAUCUCUCUCCAGCCAUGUCGACCGACUUAACGGGUCAUCCUACCCUCAAGAUUACCUCAAUCGAAAAGUUGAAGCCUCCAGGCCCAGACUCCAAUUAUCUUGACUGGAGCUGGGUCCUGGACAUCCAUUUCGACUCGACCGGGGUCUCCUACAUCCUCGAUCCCAAGGAGGCCAAUCCCGAGGCGAAGCCCACCUUCGCUCGAGACAACAAAGCGAUUUGCAGUGUGAUCUCCCAAACGAUCAACUCGGCGAACAUCCGUGUCGUCCGACAAUUCAAUAAGGACACACGAAAAAUGUGGAAUGGCCUCCGAGCGGCUCAUCAAGAUUCGUCGUCGGGUGGGGUCAUGUACUGGCUUCGCAAGCUGACCAUGUUUCGUAUGGAGAACGACGACAUUGAAACUCAUCUUGAGGAGAUGGCGAAGGUUUUUGAACGCCUGGAGGCUCUCGCGGAUCCGGCUCGCCCACUUACGGUUGACGAUUUCUACUCGUCCUCAAUCAUCACCUCGCUCUCCGCGGAAUGGAUGCCAUGUGUGUCAUCCCUCCUCAAUGAACCGCACGUCCCCUCACACAAGGUCGUGGCCGCUCUCAAACAGGAGGGUUUGCGACGCAAGGCCCGCAUUGAGGAUCUCCAAGCCCCCGAAUCUGUGUCCAAGACCACCACUUCCUUGUCAAACCGACAGCGCCGUACGGCUCGUCACUGCACCUACUGCGGAAAUGAUGGCCAUGAUCUGAACUACUGCCACAAGCUCGCUCGAUUCAUUGAGGAUCGCAACUCUACGGGCAAGGAAAGGGUGCCAGCUCCCUCCGGAAGUCUCAUCGCCAAUCCGCCCUCCUCUCGAGGUCGUUAUAACAAGACCCACCAAGCUUAG
This is a messenger RNA of Puccinia graminis f. sp. tritici CRL 75-36-700-3, 930 nucleotides long. RefSeq lists its product as uncharacterized. The transcript is spliced from 2 exons. The record is from RefSeq and is a predicted model, not a curated record. The coding region runs from base 1 to 930 and encodes 309 amino acids. NCBI's taxonomy places the organism in Eukaryota, Fungi, Basidiomycota, Pucciniomycetes, Pucciniales, Pucciniaceae.